CUAUCCAGCGCUGAGAGAGCCACACACCCUCCUGCUCCUAUACACUACUUUACCUCACUCUUCUGUUCACCUGAACGUUCACACCCCGUCCGUCCGGAUGAGUUAUCCGAUAGACGCUAUAGGAAGCCCUUACCGGAGGGUGAUGGACACCAGGACGAGCUACUCGAGCCCCUCCAGCGGGUUUCGCUCCCAGACCUGGUCGCGGGCAAGCCCCAGCUCUUCUUCCUACAAGAGGACCUUCAACGUCCCGGUGGCGCGAGCUUACGGCUCAUCAGUUCUGAGCUCCACCGACAGCCUCGAUUACACCCAGACCUCCAUCAUCAAUGGAGACUACAAGCGCUCCAACGAGAAGGAGCAACUCCAGGGACUCAACGACCGCUUUGCCGGCUACAUCGACAAGGUGCACUUUCUGGAGCAGCAGAACAAGCAGAUCGAGGCGGAGAUCCAGGCACUGCGGCAGAAGCAGGUGUCGCAGUCUCAGCUGGGCGAACUUUACGACCAAGAGCUGCAGGAGUUGCGCUCCACGCUGGAGCAGAUCCAUCACGAGAAGGCGCAGAUCCAACUGGACACCGAGCACAUCGACGAAGACAUCCAGCGCCUCAGGGACCGCUUCGACGAGGAAGCGCGCAUCAGGGAAGAGACGGAGGCGAUAGUCCGUGCCCUGAAGAAGGACAUGGGUGACUCAGCACUCGCCAAAGCCGAGCUGGAGAAGAAAGUGCAGUCCCUGCAGGACGAGAUCGCGUUUAUCCGCAACAACCACCAAGAGGAGAUCAGCGAUCUGUUGGCGCAGGUGCAAGCGUCGCAGAUCACCGUGGAGAAGAGGGACUACCAGAAGGCGGAUAUCACCGAAGCGCUGAGGGAGAUUCGCUCGCAGCUGGAGGGCCACUCGACGCAAAACCUCCAGCAGGUGGAAGACUGGUUCGUGUGCCGCUACUCCAAACUCACGGAGGCCGCCGAGCAAAAUAAAAGUGCCGUCAAAUCCGCACGGGACGAGAUCGCAGACUAUCGCCGUCAGUUACAGUCCAAAACCAUCGAGUUGGAGUCUGUCCGAGGAACCAAAGAGUCUCUGGAGAGGCAGCUGAACGACAUAGAGGACCGACACAACAAUGACCUAGCCAGCCUUCAGGAAACUAUCCACCAGCUGGAGAAUGAACUCAAGAGUACGAAAUGGGAGAUGGCACGACAUCUUCGCGAAUACCAGGACCUCCUGAAUGUCAAAAUGGCACUAGAUAUAGAGAUUGCUGCAUACAGAAAACUUCUUGAAGGAGAGGAGAGCCACUUUAGCACUUUCCCAUAUCGCCAGUCCGUCACCAAAGGCCCCAAGGUCAAAAGAGAGCCUCCAAAGCUUAAAGUGCAACACAAGUUUGUAGAGGAGAUCAUUGAGGAGACCAGGGUGGAGGAUGAGAAGUCUGAGAUGGAUGAGGCUUUGGCUGAGAUGGCAGAAGAGUUGUCCGCUGCCAAGGGAGAAGAAAAAGGAGAGGAGGAGGGAGAGGAGGAGGGUAAGGAUGAAGAAGGUGGUGAGGAGGAAGGUGAGAAAGUAAAGGAAGGUGAAGGUGAGGAGGAAAAAGAAACAGAGGAGGAGGUGGUUGCCUCUAGCCAAGCCAAAGUAGCCUCCGGAGCCCCUGCUGAGGAUGAAGAGGAGGGAGAGAAAGAGGGAGGUGAAAAAGCAGAAGAAGAAGAAGAAGCAAAGGGUGAUGAAGAGGAAGAGAAGGGUGAAGAGGAGGGUGAAGAGGAAAAGAAAGAGGAUGAUGCAGAGGAGGAAGCAGAGGAAACUAAAGCACCCGAGGCAAAGGCCUCUCCUGAGACUGAGAAAGCAGAGGAGAAACAGACCAGCAGAGGAGGAGAAGAAGCAGAAGAAGAGGCUGAUGAGAAAGUUGAGGCAGAUGCAGGUAGCGACAAAGGAUCCCCUGGUGAAAAAGAACCAGAAGCAAAGGAGCAGCCUAAGAAAGUAGAAGCAGAAGCGACAAAGGAAGACAAGAAAGAAAAAGAGGAGAAGGAGGAGCCCAAACCUGAAAAGGAAAAGGCAGCUGUGACAGAAACCAAGACAGAGACAGCUAAACCAGAAUCUCCAAAGAGCGAAAGCCCGAAGGAAACACCGAAGACAGAGGAUCCAAAAAAGGAAGCCCCCAAGACUGAGAGUCCUACGAAAGAAGAACCUAAGGCAGAACCACCCAAGAAAGAGGCCCCAAAGUCAGAGCCACCGAAAACAGAAACUAAAGAAGAUUCCCCAAAGCCAGCAGAUGAGAAAGCCACUAAAAAGAGUGAACCAGAAAAAGAGCCUGAAGACAAAAAGAAGGAGGCCACCGUGAACGGAGAAAUGGGUAAGAAAGACGAGAAGAAAGAGUCUGAUAAGAAGGAGGCGAUCUCUAACGGAGUGGACGAGAGCCCAACCAAAGAUGAAUCCAGCCAGAGGGUUGUGAUCACCAAGACAGUGGAGACCAUCACCACAGGUGAAGGUGGAGUCAAGCAAGUCACAAAAACGGUUACCGUCACUGAGAAAGGAGAGGAGGUGGAGGAAACCGUCCAGGAGAAGGUGGUCUCCAAAACCUUGGAGAAGCAGGAAGUGAAAGCCACCGAAGCAGAUUAGACCCUAGUCCAGCUAUAACUGAACGAAGAGGAACCGGGGAGGAAGCAUAUCAAGCAAUCAACACAAAACUAACAUAAUGAAUAAAUCAUAAAGCUCAACAGAUGUAUUACAUUAAUCACACUGAAUCAAAAACAAGCAUAGAGAGAAGCCAUAAGAUGCGGCAAGCUAAAAAAUGCAUGUUGAGUGACAGCUUUAAAUGGGUUAUGCUGCAUAUGCGGUCCGGGACGCCGGGGACUCACUUUCACUUUUGUUCAAAUUGCAAUACCUGGGGGAGGGGGGCGGUCACUUGAAUGUGGCAUCUGCAUGCCAGCUCAAAGGGGGAGUGCACUCCUCGUUUUAUGAGAUAGAAAAAUAACCACCCUAUGUAUGACAGUAUUAUAAAAUACGCACAGAGCGGUGGGGAAUGACAUUUACUUUGAAUUAGAGCAACGAGGAAUGUAGAGACGUGUUCUGACAGAAGUAGCCUUAUAAAUAUUAUCGUGAGGACACCAACUGAGCCAAAAGUGUAAAAAAAAAAGUAAAAAAAAAAAAGGAUGAAGACGAUGGUGAAAAUAUCCCAUGGUCAUAUACACACAGUACAGAAAGCAACUAAGAAACUCUUAGCCUUAAACAUGCUUUUUACGGUUGUCAGUUAUGUUUACCUGAUGAGUGCAUUUGAAAAUAAACCCAUCAAUGCGCACAUACAUUCUUGAAUGCAUAGGAUUGACUUGAAUUCAAAUACUUACCGUUAAUGAGGUGCUACCGUUUGCAGUCCCAUGUGUUUGGUCAUCUGAAUGAAUUUCUCAGCAGCAUUUGCUCAAUAAACACCAUAUUAAAAUAUACUA
Molecule: messenger RNA, 3411 nt
Organism: Carassius carassius (crucian carp)
Lineage: Eukaryota; Metazoa; Chordata; Actinopteri; Cypriniformes; Cyprinidae
Product: neurofilament medium polypeptide-like
Exons: 3
Coding region: 98-2587 (829 amino acids)
Biological process (GO): neurofilament bundle assembly
Cellular component (GO): postsynaptic intermediate filament cytoskeleton; axon; cytoplasm
Molecular function (GO): structural constituent of cytoskeleton
Source: RefSeq, a predicted model, not a curated record